UAGCAAAGGUGCUUUCUAAAUGUAGGCAAUUUGACAUGUUACUUUCGUCUUUUCGAUCCUGUAAGGUUGUGACAGGCUUCCAGAGCGGCAUACGAGGUUGCAUAGGGGCAUCUUUUGGUUUUUUAGGCGGUGGCAGUGUUACAAAUAUGGAUCAAAUGAGUGGUUCUAAGCGUUAUAGCUCUGACAUGGCAGAGUUCAGGAAACACUUUGACAAGGCGUCUCACAUCGUUGUGUUGACAGGAGCUGGAAUAAGUGCUGAGAGUGGGGUGCCCACUUUCAGGGGUGCAGGUGGAUUCUGGAGGAGAUGGCAAGCACAGGAUCUUGCUUCUCCAAAUGCUUUCCGCAAAAAUCCGUCAUUAGUGUGGGAGUUCUAUCAUUACAGAAGAGAGGUCAUGGCCUCUAAGGAGCCAAACAAGGCUCACCUGGCUCUAGCUGAGUGUGAAGAAAGAUUAAAGAAACAAAACAGGAGAGUUGUCAUCAUCACACAGAACAUAGAUGAACUUCACAAGAGAGCUGGCUCUAAGAACAUUCUGGAGUUGCAUGGUAAUUUAUUCAAAACCAGAUGCACUCAGUGUGGAGAUGUUCAGUAUAACAGGGAUAGCCCCAUAUGUUCUGCCUUGGCGGGGAAGGGGGCUCCUGAUCCUGAGGCAGAAGAUGCUAGGAUCCCAGUGGAUCAGCUUCCUAGGUGUAAAAAACCUGAUUGUGGUGGAUUAUUACGUCCGCAUGUUGUUUGGUUUGGUGAAAGUUUGGACUCGAAUGUGAUGAGGAGGGCAGAGGAGGAACUUGAUAGCUGUGAUCUGUGUUUAGUGGUAGGAACUUCAUCUGUUGUGUACCCGGCAGCCAUGUUUGCCCCCCAGGUGGCCAGUAGAGGUGUGCCUGUAGCAGAAUUCAAUAUAGAAGAAACUAGUGCCACAGACUCAUUUGGGUUUCACUUCUUGGGGCCUGCAGGUGAAAAUGUACCUCAAGCCCUUGCCCUCACAGAGAAUGAACCGGCUACAUAGCAACCAGCUCAAUUUGAAAAGUGCUGAGUCGGACAACCCAGCUUCUUUCUUUAUAAUUGAAAAGAGGCUUCUUCAUGUGCUUUGGAUAUCAUCUCUUGGGUUCAAGGCUUAAACCCCAUUUGUACUGGUCACCAGAUUACGAAGAAUUUAUUUUUUGAGAAAUACAUAUGUGGAGAGAUGGUUAAAAAUCUAUUGAUAUGUGGAGAGAUG
Lingula anatina is the source of this 1211-nucleotide messenger RNA. RefSeq names its product NAD-dependent protein deacylase. Gene Ontology annotation, cellular component: nucleus. The record is from RefSeq and is a predicted model, not a curated record. Gene Ontology annotation, molecular function: histone deacetylase activity, NAD-dependent; protein-malonyllysine demalonylase activity; NAD+ binding. Lineage: Eukaryota; Metazoa; Brachiopoda; Lingulata; Lingulida; Lingulidae.